AUGAUAGAUCCUUUAGAGAACAACUUGUUUGAUCUUCCUGAUUAUGAGAAUACAGAAGAUGAAACGUUCCCACCUCUUCCACCUCCUGCCUCUCCAGGAAGAGAUGAUGCUGAAUGGGCUCAAGCUAAUGGAGAACCAGAUGGAAACCAGCAGUCACAAGCAAAGGAUUCUGCUGUAGCUGUACAGAAAGCAGUCAAAAGACCAAUGCCUAAACUAGAUGCCCACAGGUUAAUUUCAGAAAGAGGACUUCCAGCCCUAAGACACAUGUUUGACAACGUAAAGUUCAAGGGUAAGGGGCACGAGGCAGAAGACCUGAAGACCCUCAUACGACAUAUGGAACAUUGGGCUCAUAGACUAUUUCCAAAAUUGCAAUUUGAGGAUUUUAUUGACAGAGUAGAGUCUUUGGGAAACAAAAAGGAAGUUCAGACCUGCCUAAAGCGGAUUAGACUUGAUCUUCCUAUUUUACAUGAAGACUUCGCAAGUAAUGAAGGUGGUGGAGGGGAAAGCAAUGGACUGGACACAGCGGCUGAAGAUGUACAUGCCUGCUCUGGAAAUGCAGAACAACUCAAUUCUCCGUCGGGCACAACUCUCACAGAAGAGCAACAGCAGCGAAUGAAGAAGAACAGGCAGCUGGCCUUGGAACGCAGGCAAGCGAAGAUGCAGUGUAACAGCCAGUCACAACACAACGAGCUCUCCACUCAUUAUUCGGAAGAGAAGUUUAAUACCCCAGUUGCUCAGGAUCCUGCUGACCUUAUUGAAGAUGCUCAGGUUACUGUAACCAAGGCUGCUCUUACAGAAGAUGGAGAUAGAGAGUUGGAAUCUGCCAGUGAAAAGCAGUAG
Messenger RNA from Balearica regulorum gibbericeps (East African grey crowned-crane), 840 nucleotides. The record is from RefSeq and is a predicted model, not a curated record. NCBI's taxonomy places the organism in Eukaryota, Metazoa, Chordata, Aves, Gruiformes, Gruidae.